AUGGGUUUUUUAUUUUUAUCUGAAUGGAUAAAUAUUGGUCAAAAUCAAAAUCUUGAUGGAAUAACAAAAAUUGAUCCUCAAAUGAUUGGACAAAUAUUUAAAUCUAUCUAUGAUCUUAUAAUGAAUUUAACAUAUAUUUUAAUUGUUUUAAUUAAUUCAAUAGAAAAUAUUUUAAUUGUAUCAUUAACAACGUUUAUAGUUAAAUAUAUUGAAUCAAUAUUUAAUAUUUCAUUAUCGUUAUCGUUAUCAAAUAUAUUAACUGGUUCGAUUAUUAUUCCAGCAGCUAUAUUUGGAACAAUAACAGGAGGAUAUUUGAUUUGUCGUUUUCAUAUGAAUAUCUAUCAAUCAAUUAAAUUAAUAUUAAUAUGUUGUUUUAUAUCUUUAAUAUUUCUUUUCUCACUUAUUUUUCUUAAAUUACGACAUGAACUUCAAUCAUUUAGUUUAGGUUUUGAAAAUUGUAAUGUGAAACUUCUUUCACAAAUUCCAACACCUAUUUUAUUUGGAAUAAUUCUUGAUGAUCAAUGUUUAUUUUAG
Messenger RNA from Rotaria sp. Silwood2, 534 nucleotides. Lineage: Eukaryota; Metazoa; Rotifera; Eurotatoria; Philodinida; Philodinidae. The record is from the annotation of a GenBank genome assembly.